UUACUGAAUUCCAAAAAUAACUCGAAAUUAAUUAGAAUACUUACAAAACAUUAAGAAUAUUAUCAAUUCAGGCUGAAUAUGUUUCAAUAUAAAGAAAUGGAACAAAAAGUCAGUACCACGUUGAGCAGCAUGGAGGGUGAGCUUAAAGGAACGUACUACCCCCUAACAGGAAUGGAUAAGGCCACCCAGCAGCAACUCAUCGACGACCACUUUCUAUUCAAAGAGGGGGACAGGUUUCUCCAAGCAGCCAAUGCCUGCCGGUACUGGCCAACAGGUCGUGGCAUCUUUCACAAUGAUGCUAAAACUUUCCUGGUCUGGGUAAACGAAGAAGAUCAUCUCAGAAUCAUCUCCAUGCAGAAAGGAGGAGAUAUCAAAACGGUGUACAACCGCCUAGUUACUGCUGUGAACACUAUUGAAUCCAAGCUUCCGUUUUCUCACGAUGACCGUUUUGGUUUCCUGACCUUCUGCCCAACCAACCUGGGUACCACCAUGAGAGCCAGUGUCCACAUCCAGCUACCUAAACUGGCUAAAGAUCGUAAGGUUCUGGAGAACAUUGCAGCUAAAUUCAACUUACAAGUUCGGGGCACCCGUGGUGAGCACACUGAGAGCGAGGGUGGAGUUUACGAUAUUUCUAACAAGCGACGUCUAGGACUCUCCGAAUACAAAGCAGUUCGGGAGAUGCAAGAUGGAAUUCAGGAGAUGAUCAAGAUGGAGAAGGCUGCUUCUUAAAUACAGUAGAAAAGAAAAAAAUUGAUAGCACAAUGACACUUACAGCCAAAGUUGUAUCUAUCCAUACCAUAAUAGUAUGGAGGUCACUUCCUAUCCUGCUGCAAACGCUAUUUUGAACUAUAAAAUAAAUAUCUACAUUUAUUUAUUUUAAAAAUAGGCUAAAUAAAUAUUUGUAAAUAUAUGUAAAUUUAUUAAUGUAGGUUUUGAAAAAUGCAAAAGUCCUUUAUUAUAAUCUGCAUUGUGAAAUUUAUCUAUCUUUAGAGAACAAAAACACAAAACUAAGAAAGUUAAUCAACUAGAUGGCGCCACUAUGCAUCACGUUAUCCACCUUGCUCAUACCCUUUUCCAGAGAAAAUAAAUAAAGAGAAAUGUUGAAUCUGAAAA
Limulus polyphemus (Atlantic horseshoe crab) is the source of this 1113-nucleotide messenger RNA. RefSeq names its product arginine kinase-like. Gene Ontology annotation, molecular function: creatine kinase activity. The transcript has 5 exons. The coding region runs from base 79 to 729 and encodes 216 amino acids. Gene Ontology annotation, biological process: phosphocreatine biosynthetic process. The record is from RefSeq and is a predicted model, not a curated record. NCBI's taxonomy places the organism in Eukaryota, Metazoa, Arthropoda, Merostomata, Xiphosura, Limulidae.